AUUACUACGACUCAAUUACUACGACUCAAUUACUACGACUCAAUAGCCGUCGACCAAGAUUACCUAGGCCCGACCCUAUUACCUCAAAUGUCAAGACACGUCGUCGUUUCCGGCGAUGCUCCGGCCCAGCUUUUCCUACUUCCGAGGGUGGCUGGCGCAAUCGACGCAGGCGGAGGCACCCGGAGCUUUAGCGCGCAUCGGUUCCAUGGAGGGGCUGGUCUCAUCAGCGAACUGCUUCAAGAUACCGGUCAUUCUGGACAGAUCGCGCACAUCUACAGACCGGCUUUGGCUGGGUCGGCAGAGACUUCUGUGCAAUCUAUUGUUGAGCUAGAUGCUUACGACACAACUAGUCCUCAUGGUACCGCUUUCAGGCAUAAGAGCACGAAACUUAUCGAUGCUAGUUCGAAAUGGCUAGCUCCAACGCCGCCACUACCGCCAACCACGCAUGACACCAUCUCUAUAUGGGUUCUACAUGACGCAGGCUCAGGGUCAUCUUUCACAGACUCCGAUGCUAAGAACGCGAUUGCUCAGUUCAAGACUUCCCGGCCACAGUUCCUAAUCUACCACAUGUCAAAUCCUCUAUGCGAGGGGAAGUUGUGGGAAGAUUUGCGCUGGGGGCCAUACGUCGACAAUCAUCCCCGGGAUCCUGAGAAGGUCAUUGUCAUUCUCAGUGCCGAUGACCUACGCGCCGAGGGCAUUGAGCUAUCCUACGGACUCUCCUGGGAGAAGACAUGCGAAGACUUUGUUGAAAAGCUCGGUUCCUCUGGCAGGCUUGUCACACUGGUUACGUGCGCUCACCUGGUUGUGCGAUUCGGCUUAGACGGUGUCAUAUAUCACACUGGACGCCAAGCAGCCGCACCUCUUCUGGUUUUCGAUUCGCAAUGUGUCGAAGGCCAGUUUAGUCGACAAAACCUUGGACCCAUCCCCGGUACAGACGAAGCAUUUGUGGCUGGCUUCUCGAAAGGACUUAUCGAGUCGCAUGACCUUAGCAUCGAGCACGGCAUUAAAUGCGGUCUCUGGGCCGCGAGACGGCUAUCCCGCCGAGGCCUCACGGUCAAGGACCCUGAAGGGCCGAAUCCAUCCAUCUAUCAGACUCCGACUAUUAUGACUGGCCUUGGCGACAGCGAGGAAGAUGACCAGUUGUUGUCGUUGUCGAUUCCUUCAGAUCCAAUCGCCAGUGGCACAGAACGCAACUGGUCCCUCAUAGACCACUUGGUCGGAGAUGCUGCCGAGGUUGCCCGCCGAAUUGUGAAAGAUGGGGUCAUGUCUCCCGAAAUACGGGUUCCGUUGACAUCAUUCGGCAAUCUCGUGCUAUUUGAUCGCCAAGAAAUCGAAUUGUUCCGAACACUGUUUAACUUCCUGAACUUGUACUUCUCUUCGCCCAAGACGAAACCCCUUAGCAUUGCGUUGUGCGGCCCGCGGGGCGCUGGAAAGGCCUUUGCUGCACUUCAAGUUGCUCAAAGCGCGGCGAAGGGUCAGAAAGUCAAGGAGCUGCGGUUUGACCUUUCUCAAUUUACAUCUCCGGAUGACCUUUUGGCCGCCUUUCAUUCCGUGCGGGACUGCACCCUUGGAGGAAGCAUUCCGCUGGUUUAUAUCAGCGGCUUUGAUGGCAGUCUUGCUGGAUCUCAGUUAGGUUGGUUGCCUUAUCUUCUUCCGGUAAUGCUGGGAGGCAACUUCUCAGAUCAUGGGUUUAGCAGACCUAUUGGCCCUGCUGUUUUCUUCUUCGGAACCACCGUCUACAAGAGUUACCGUGAGCUGAAAUCUCGCGCUGAAGGGGACACUCGACUACAAGAUUUCCUCGGUUGUUUGCAUGGCUUCGUUAACGUCCUCGGGCCAAACCGUUUCGAUUAUGACGAAGGGGAUAGAUUAUACCCCGUCCGGCGUGCCGUCAUCCUCCGUGCAUUGCUCGAAGAAAGAGAGCCAAACCUCAAGACUGGGGACAAAAUUCGCAUUAAUGAAAGCGUUCUGAACAGCUUACUGCUGGUGCCUACUUACAGGCAGGGCAUCAGGUCUCUGAAAACCAUCAUGGCGAUGAGCAGGGUCGACGGGCACCGCAGUUUCGAGCGGGCUGCCCUCCCCCCUCCAGCUCAGUUGGAUAUGCACGUGGACUAUGCCGAAUUCACUCUACAUAUGAGCGGUAUCCCACUUCCUCCCGAGGUUGUCGAGAAGAUUGCGGUCAAACUACACGAGACAUACUUUGAAGCGAAGACUGCGACACCUGAAAUGGACCUGAGCGACCUCGUCCACUGGGCCCAGCUAGAUGAGGAGUUGAAGGAGUCAUCCCGGGCUCACGCCAUGUCCAUAUCCCAAAAGCUGCGCAACAUAUCGUGCUACCUCUCGGAGAAGCAAGGGACUCGUGAGCCCAUCAUUGAAUUCACCCGCGACCAAGUCGAAAUCUUAGCACAGGUCGAGCACGACAGAUUCAACUCGGAGCGAUUGCAAAAGCAAUGGGGAUUAGGAGAACGAUCUCCAGAAAAGCGGAAAAGCCCGUUUUUGAUACCUUGGGACGACCUUGCAGGGGAAUGGCAGGAGAUCGAUCGGGCCAUGGUUAAGGCUUAUCCGUCUAUCCUACGUCCGGAGGGCUACGUGAUUUACCCCAUGGGCCCGAAGAGCUAGCGCACGCAUAAUCUCAUCUCAAAAGAAUGCGUAGUCGAAAUUAGAAUUGGAGUUGCGACCUUGGAAAAGAAUGGGGUGGGAAGAGAAGGAAUACUGACCGUCAAGAUCUGGGAUUAGCCGACUGCUGGCAGUAUACUGGAAAGACUGCCCUUAAUAUAAGUUCAUGCGGAGUAUUACUAUUUGAACGACAAUAAAAUACUAAUCGACUU
This is a messenger RNA of Ilyonectria robusta, 2825 nucleotides long. RefSeq lists its product as uncharacterized. Bases 88 to 2616 code for a protein of 842 amino acids. The record is from RefSeq and is a predicted model, not a curated record. The transcript has a single exon. Lineage: Eukaryota; Fungi; Ascomycota; Sordariomycetes; Hypocreales; Nectriaceae.